This is a messenger RNA of Geodia barretti, 4386 nucleotides long. Lineage: Eukaryota; Metazoa; Porifera; Demospongiae; Tetractinellida; Geodiidae. The record is from the annotation of a GenBank genome assembly.
UGCCUACGGUGCAAAAUGGCGACAACGAGUGCAUCGGUAAGAGCGCAGCAGGACCAGAUACAGGCUUCCCGCGGGGCCUCGGCGUAUUUCCAGCUGUUCGACAAGUACACACUCCACGGAGCCGUCCCCCAACGAGAAAGCGGCUGGCUCCUGGGCGAGAAGACCCACGAGAUAAUGGAGGACCUCUCUCCACACGUACCCAUCCGACCUUUCUCUCUGCCCUGCGGCGAAAGAGACCCGUGUGCGUUGUUCAUUCCUCGCGAAAACUCCACUCCGCUACGUCUUGCAGAGCUGAGCCGCAUCCUGUGGGAGCUGUCGGUCGGCGUGUACGUGUUCAACUCGCUACCGAGUAUCUUCCUGCAAGGCAACCACGACCGGAGUAGUUCCGCCGUUAUCCCCGCCGCCUACCGAGACGGGCUGAUUGGAACAGCGCUGUUCGAAGUCGACUACUUCGUCAAAAGUCUCCUGCACGGUACCACCAUUCCUCAGUCCCGACAGAGAGAGGAGAUUGCUGGGAAAUGGAGAAAGAUGCAGCCCAACUCCGUGAGACAGAGCUACAAAGACCUCGGGAUGGUGUACAUGAUAGACGAUCCACAGCUAGGACACGACCUGUACGAACCAAAGAAAAUUCCUUUCGUUCGACACCCUCCAAAGUUUGUUGACUCGGACCUCGCUCACAGUGAGUUGGUCCCCCGAAUUACGACAGGAGAGGAGUUCCAGCAACAAGCUGCUCACGUCAGUCGCGACGUGUUUCUUCGAUACCUCGACACCGUCGGGAUUGGUCUAGUCUUUGUCCAGGAGAGUGUACAGCAAGAUAGCGGGGUCUUUGUUCUCAACCCCACAGUUAGCGUGACUUCGACAGUGUCGUCGAUGACAGAAGACGUCAGUUCAGACUUGCAUCGCCACCUCGCCUGCUACCUGCAGAAUCAGCACGACUUUGUGAUGGAGAACCUGCGGAAGAAGAAAGAGAUCGCUCACUAUAUCGACCUUCUCUGUUUCACGUCGUUCAUGGCACAGUUUCUGGUGACUCUAAAGCACCACAAUAAGACUGUUUCUUUCGCUGAUUUCCCAGAGGCCAAAACUGGCAAAGUUCUCCACACGACUCGAGAAGUUCCUCCAGUUCUACCAAGUGAGAGCACACGAUGGUCUCCCUUCACUGCUUCUGACAGCUUCUCAAGUCUCCAUGGUGGCAUCGUCUUCCAUUUGCCUCAGCUAACACCCCACACUCCAGAUGGUGAUUUCGUGAGAACCUACAAGGAGAUGAAACUGUCUGGAAGUCUAGAAAACCAUAGAGAUCUCGCCACGUGUGAGGUUGCAGGAAAGUCCUACUAUGUCAUGGAGGUAUCUCUGGAGGACUAUUACCUCAGAUCCCCCAAACUGCCUCGCUGGGUCCACUGUAUGACCGCGGAGUUGAGGUCACAGUGUGCCCGACUUCCCUCCCUCAACCCCAGAGUCCAGGAACUGCUGCGGAGGUCGCAUGGCUCAAGAGAAGCUGCUGGGAUGCAGACAGCUCCAGUCCAGCUCCUGGGGGCCGUCAGGAAAGGAAUCCUCCCACUCGUAUCGCUUCUCCUAAAGAGAUGUACGAAAACCCAUUUGAGGAAACUGGACGAAGCCGGCUUGGGACUUGUGCACUACGCAGCAGCUCACUGCUACUGUGAUGUUCUCUCUCUUCUGCUAGUUUCAGGGUGCCCUGUAGAUCAGGCAAUAGAAGGAACAGCUACACAACCAAUCCAUCUUGCCGCACAGUCUGGAGGGUUGGACACCAUCUGCUGCUUGCUUCACUUUGGAGCUGAUGUGUUGGCUUUAGACAGCGGACGAUGGGCACCGAUACACCACUCUGCCUCUCGCAACUUCCACAUAGUCGUCUCACAUCUCUGCAGCAUACAGGACAAGUGUAUAGAUCUCAAGACAGAAGAUGGUAUUGCAGCCACACCACUUCUACUGGCGGCUAAAAACGGAGGGUUCGACACAGUCAAGUGUCUAGUGGGUCUCGGAGCUGACAUCACAGCGAGGGAUGGUAGCGGUCGCGGAAUUGUCCAGCUCUCUGCUCUUCAUCAUCACAUUGACAUCCUGCGAUACCUCGUCGACCUAGCAAGACCCGAUACCCCAGUCUUUCAGCAGUUGUCAGAGAUGUUGGCGGCAGGUGAGACUGGGUUCUCCGAGGCUGCCGCACGAUCCCUGGACCCACUGACACAGUGGAGAACAGAGGAACACGCAGCCGCUCUGCUCACACACGCUGCAAUCCCGGCCCUCGUGCAGCUCCUUGGGAGGAAAUCAGACGAUAAAGUCCAGCACCUCUCUGUGCAAGUCCUCGCAAACAUAUCCUCAGAGUCUUCAGUCAAGUCAGCUCUAGCCAAUGCAGUGCCUGCUCUGGUGGGUCUCCUGGUGUCUUCCAGUGAGAGGGUCCAGGCCUGCUCCUGCCUGGUCCUCUCCGAUCUUGCCAUGACUCCCGACAACCAGGCCUCCAUUGUGCAGGCCGGGGCCCUGCCUCGUCUGGUGAAACUACUCAACUCAGAUGCAGACAACGUCCAGCUUUUCGCUGCAGCAUGUCUCGGGAUCUUGGCCUAUGACUCUCCGUCCAACCAAUCCAGCAUUGCUUCAGCCUCGGGCCUCGAGGCACUAAAACCUCUACUCUCUUCAGAUCUGUCCUGCAUUCAAUCCACCGCAGCCAGCACUAUUAGAGCAGUGGUGGAGGAGAACCGAGCCUGCCAGCUGGGAGCGCUCUCAGUCGAUGUUCUCCCUCAGCUGGUUCACCUCCUGAGAUCUAAGGAGGUCUCGGUACACACCGAGGCAGCGCUAGCCAUCGAAGCAGUGGCAGAGAACUGUCAGGAGGCGCAGCAGGAGCUGCUCGGUAACUCCACAUGUAUCUCGCUGCUCAAGAGACUCCUGAGAAUGAGGAGCUCUAAGGUGGCAGGGGGACGUGCUCUGUGGGCCAUCGCCGGACACCUCAUCAGCAACCAGCGCGUCAUUGCAGCUCACAUGGGGCUGAACCUCCUGGUCAGCAUGCUCACCAUUCACAAUGAGAAACUGGACUUUGUCUGUUCCGAGGCUCUGGGGGCUCUGGCCACAGAGCUAGGGGACAACCAGAAGAAGAUAAUGGAGGUCGGAGGAGUCAAACCUCUGAUAGAGGUCCUCACCAUCCCAACUUCACAGAGAGUCUAUCUCAGCAUCAUUAGCACCAUCUCCAAGCUGAUUGUGAAGCCAGCUCUUCGGCCAAACAAACAGUUGCAGAGAGAGGUUGUGAAGAGCCGAGGAUUGCCCGUGUUGGCUGUGCUGGCAUGCUCACAGCAGUCCACCGAGAUAGUGAGAGUCAGUGCAGGGUGCACUCUGGCCAUGCUCUGUCUGGAGAGCCCGGAAAACGUGGCUUUCCUCAGGUCCAACACAGAAUUCUCGAUGGACAGAAUCUUUGAAUUCUUGUCUUCCUCUGACCCCACGGUGCAGAUGAGAGCAGGGCAGAGUCUGGCCACCCUGGCCUUCAACAACCCCGCGCAGCUGGCUCAACUGAGGCAACGCAGCUCAAUCCACGUCGACUUCUUCCUCUCCUUCCUCCAUUCACAAGACGAGAGCUUCAGAUGCUGUGCGGGGUUCCAGCUGGCAGUUCUUUCCAAGAUUCUGACUGGUAUCGGAGAUGCCGAGGCAGUAGUCAAGAGUAUCAAGGUUCUAAUCAGCCUCUUGUCCUCUGAGACUGAGUCGACACAAGUCCUGUCUGCCUCGUUCAUCGCAUGCCUCGCCCACUCCAGUCCGGGGGUCCCUGAGGCACUCGUCAUGGCCGGAGCCCUUGACCCUCUCAUUAGCAACCUAACGAGUGGGAGCGGCCCUGUAAUUGAGAGCUGCUGUGUCGCUCUGGGUUACUUUUCGUUCCACGUAAUGGCAGCGAGGCUGAUGAAGGGAAUGUUCCGAGACCAGCCUGAGAAGUUUGAAGUUUUCCACGAGUACUGCUCGUCCAUUGCGGUGUCAAAGGAAUUCCUCACUGACUGGCAGUACACUGAGAGAGCAGGGCUACCAGUCCUCAGUCUGGAGUGCAGGGGAGGUCCACCUGCCAAUGAAGGGUGGAAGACCAUUCAUCAACGCAGCUCUUCAAGAGUGAGAGGGACUGGCGAGAAAGGGAAGAUGAAAAUGGCGUCGCUUGCACAGCCGUCAACCCUGACACAGGGUACAGAGUUCAAGUCCCACUCCACACUGCAGAAGGGUUCAACGGCAGCAGAGAGCACAGCAGCUGCCCUACCUCGUCAGGCGGCCCUGCUGACUUUAGUCACCGAGGUCUCGUCUCACACUCCUCGUGGUCCUCUCACUGCCAGGAAGGCGGAGUUAGAGAGGAAGAAGAUGGGGUCAAAGGGUCAUCACCAUAGCGUUCCCAAGGCAACAAACAUCCAGAGCAUCCACAUU